AUGGUGGCUGAUAUGUUUGACUCUCCGGUAGCAGUGGCAAUUUGGGACUUGUUUUUCAAUAUUCGUUCCAAUGAAAUCGAAGACUACUUUUUGACAGCGUUCAGGUUUUUAACCAUGAAAACUGAAGCUGCUGAGUGCAACGUGAGGCGACGAGAUGUCAAAGAGUGGUUGAACAAGGUCCAAGAUGCUGUUUAUCGUACUGAGGAUUUCGUGGAUAAGAUCCGCAUUGAAGCUUUGAAUGACAGGUUGGAUGCUACAUCUCAGACCAAGAAAAUUACGCUGCACAAGAUCCAUUUUCGGCCUAUGUGGGUGAGUAAUCUUCCAUUUUGGCCCAAGCAGAAACUGAGUCAAAAAGGGGAUCCAAAGAGAGACCAACGAAAUUUGUGGAAUGGCAUGUAUCAAGAGCAUUUGCAGAAUGACAUAGAUCGGUAUAAAAGGUUAUCCACGUUUUUUGUAGCUGACUCUGAAGUAUUCCGUAGGGAUCGUGAUGAAGAAGCAAUUAUUGAACUAUUGCUGUCAGAUGAUGGAAGCGGUGAACGGUUGUCUGUGAUUCCUAUAGUGGCCGAGGGUGGCAUGGGAAAGAUCACUCUUGCUCGCCGUGUUUAUGACAAUCACAGGGCAACAAAAGCAAUCGUUGAGUCGUUCACUUCACAGUCUUGUGAUCUCGAGGAAUUAAAUUCGCUCCAACAUAGACUGUGUGAGAUUCUCAAGAACAAGAAAUUUUUAAUUGUUCUAGAUGAUGUGUUGGUUGAGAAUUAUGUCUCGUGGAGUCAGUUGCUAAAUCCUUUUAUAGAUGCUGCUGCAAAGGGAAGUUUUAUUGUAACUACACCCUAUCAAGCGGUUGAGUCAACCAUGCGCACCAAGGCUGACAAUCCUCUUCGUAUCACUGCUUAUUAUUUGAAGCCAUUAUCAGAUGAAGAAUGUUGGUCGAUAUUUGUAAAAUAUGCUUUUGGAGACAAACGCCGUAAUUCAGAUCCAGAACUAGAAGAUAUUGGCAGAAAAUUUGUGCGCAAGUGUUACGGCGUGCCUUUAGCAGUAAGAACACUUGGUGCGUUAUUGUUUAAUAGAGUGGAAGCAAAUAUCGGUGGGCUAGUUCUGGGCUGGCGCACUAAACUAGACCGGUUAAUGCGUUAUCCUUCUCCAAGUGAAAUGAGUGACUUUCGCCUUGUAUUAAGAUUAAGCUAUGAUCAUCUUCCUCCACGCCUAAAGCGAUGCUUUGCAUAUUGUUCAAUUUUUCCUAGGGGUUAUGAAUUUGAGAAAGAAAAGUUAAUCCUCUUAUGGAUGGCUGAGGGUCUUCUGCCACAGAUCGAAGGAAGCCCCACAACAGAAGAGGUAGGUGAUUACUACUUUCAUGAAUUAUUACACAGAUCUUUUUUUCUAAGAUCAAGUGGCAAUGAAUCACAUUUUGUGAUCCAUAAUCUUAUGAAAGAUCUGGCUAUUGCUGUUUUUGAGGAAUUUCGCUUCAAACUGGGGAAUAAUUCCUUUUCCCAUAUCUCCGGAAGGACCCGCUACUUGUUACUUUUAGGUAAAUACGAUCCCUCAAUGAUAUUUGAGGCCAUUGAUAAAGCCAAGUUUUUAAGGACCUUUUUGCCACUCGAUCAUGCAUCAUGCCAUUUAACUAGUAACGAACUGCGGGAUCUGUUGCCCAAGCUGCAAUUCUUGCGAGUGCUUUCUUUAUCUCAUUAUGAUAUCACUAAGCUACCUGAUUCAAUUGGCGAUUUGAAACAUCUUAGGUACAUGGAUCUCUCUCACACUGCAAUUAGGAGAUUACCUGAAUCAGUUUGUGCUCUACGCAAAUUACAAACAUUGAUAUUAUCGCAUUGUCGAACUCUUACUGAAUUGCCUGAAAACAUGUGGAAACUUUCUGACUUAUGCCAUCUUGAUAUUAGUGGAACUGACUUAUAUGAGAUGCCAGAAGAAAUGGGCAGAUUAAAAAAUCUUCAGACACUUUCUUACUUUAUUGUGGGCAAAGAAAGUGGCUCAACAAUUAAAGAGUUGGGGGGCCUUCUUCUUAUUGGAUCACCAGUAAUUGCUUAG
Quercus robur (English oak) is the source of this 2037-nucleotide messenger RNA. RefSeq names its product putative disease resistance RPP13-like protein 1. Gene Ontology annotation, biological process: defense response to other organism. The transcript is spliced from 3 exons. Gene Ontology annotation, molecular function: protein binding; ADP binding. Lineage: Eukaryota; Viridiplantae; Streptophyta; Magnoliopsida; Fagales; Fagaceae. The record is from RefSeq and is a predicted model, not a curated record. Bases 1 to 2037 code for a protein of 678 amino acids.